Molecule: messenger RNA, 1463 nt
Organism: Blepharisma stoltei
Lineage: Eukaryota; Ciliophora; Heterotrichea; Heterotrichida; Blepharismidae
Source: the annotation of a GenBank genome assembly
AUGGAUCCAUCCUCAUCUGUUUUUGGCAAUUACGACAUAGAGAUCGUAAAAAGAAGGAUAUAUUUAUUUAAUUUAAUUAUUAACUCAGCAUCACCUUUGAUUAAUUAUCAAAUUUAGCCUUACUACCCCUUUUCAAUUGUAACAAAAUCCUAUUCCAAUUUAAAAAGAGUUAACAUUUAUUUUAAAAACAUUAUACCAAUUAAAAAAAUUAAUCGAUUCAGCAUGAAAAUUGGCUAAUAGCAUUCUCUUGCACUUUUUCCAUUAAAUUAGAUCAUAACUAAUUUUAUAAAAUAUUUUCAGCCUUAAUUUUUAUAAAAAAAUAUAAAAAAUUUUAAUUUAGUUUUAUAAAAAAUUAAUCGAUUUAGAGUUAAAGCUGUUCAAAUAACGUUCUACACUCACUACAUCAAUUAAAUUAGAUGAAUCUAUUUAUGCAAGUUAGUAUUUUCACCUAUAAAGUCUUAUUAUUUAAAAAGAAUUUUGUUUCAAUUUAAAGGAGGGUUAAAGUACCCAAAAAAUAGAAAUUUACCUAAAUUUUGUUCCGAUUUAAAGUUUAAUUCAAUAUUAAUUUCUAUAAAAUGUGACUCAAUUUUAUUUUUAGUGCUAUUUUUCAUUCCAAUUGCCAUAGCAUGCUGCAUAGAAAACAAAGAAGCAGCAAUCGAAGUAAUUUUCUGGUUUGCCCUUUAUUACUCUCCUUAUGGACUUACAGGAACUUUUGGGUUUUUUACCGUUCAAAAUGAAAAAUCCUACAUAAACUGCUAUUCAGGGUUUCUGAAAUGCACAUUUGUCUACUGCGCGUUAAGCAUUGGCAUAUCAACGGUGACUUUCUUUUUUAUGCUGAUUGGAACUUUAACCUCUCAUUGCGACCCAUCUAAAGAAGAGAGAUGUGGUUUUGUGGAAGGCAUAUUGAUUUUAGUAGUCAUUCUAUCAUUUUUGUAUUUAGUUUACUCCUCUUUUGGGUUUAUUCUUUGGUGGUUUGCAAAUAAGCAUGCAAAUACUUUGAAGGAUUUAAUAUUCCAGCUGAAAAUAAAUAUAGGCAUAACCUUUAGAUAACCCGAUAUGGGCUAGGGAUAGAGGCCAAAACUUCGCACUUGGUUCGAUCAAAAUGGGCUGGCCGAACCAAUUGAAAAGUGGCAAAUAAGCCUCCUUCCACUUGGUUCGACCAAUCCAUUUUGGCCGAGUUAAGUGCGAAGUUUUGGCCUCUAUCUCUAGCCCAUAUCGGGCUAUCUAAGGGAUACGCCUAUAGGAAUUUUGCAGGUGAUAUAGAAUUUUAAUCUGAAUAAAAAUAUAAAUAUGUUAAAGAAUAAUAUACGGGUAUAUUAAGAAGAGCUGAAAAUUUCCAAAAUCCGUUUAUGACUGGAGGCAUUACAACAAACUCACAGUUUAUGCCUGUUCCUGGAAUUCCAGUUGGCAGUUCUCCGCAGUAUUAUCCUCAAUAUAAUCCUGGAAGCUAUGAAAUGCAUUAG